Molecule: messenger RNA, 10111 nt
Organism: Morone saxatilis (striped sea-bass)
Lineage: Eukaryota; Metazoa; Chordata; Actinopteri; Moronidae
Product: trichohyalin
Exons: 46
Coding region: 416-7516 (2366 amino acids)
Biological process (GO): hemopoiesis; leukocyte tethering or rolling
Cellular component (GO): sarcoplasmic reticulum; plasma membrane
Molecular function (GO): signaling receptor binding
Source: RefSeq, a predicted model, not a curated record
UAACACUGGGUGGGAUAUUCUGUCAGUUUGCCCUCACCCUACCCAGCCCUGUGCUUAGCUUGGCUCUUUGCUUCCCCUGCGUCGCUUUGCUCUGCCCCACCAUCCCUAGACCCCCCUCUGCAAUGCUGCCACACCGGCAGCUCCAAAUUCCCCAACCCCUGUAAAACUUAUAGUUUAUCUUCAAUUUUCCAUUUUCUUAAUUUUUCUUUUAAUCUUGGAGAAGUUCAACCUGUGGAUUACAUGGUUCAGGAAACAAGACUGUGGAAAUGGAAUAAUUGAAUAACUGGGACUUUUUUUUUUGACAAGUGAAUGCUGAUUGGAUUCAUACUGAAGCUGUGAUUUUCCAUUCACUUCUGCAUGAGGAGGCUUUGCCCCCAAUUUAAAGGAUAAUACCUGAAAUUGUCUCCAUAUCACCAUGGCUGAAGGAGCCUCUUCCGCAGCCACUGGGUCCAGUGGAGCAGCACCACAGACGGGGGCUCUCAGGUCCAAAGGUCUAGGGCUCCUCGGGAAGCUGAAAAUGUCUGCGGAGCUGCUGAUUGCCCUGGCUGCUCUCCUGUCCUGGGUGGUGGUGGGAGUGGUGAUGUUUGAUUUUGUGGAGUACAAAGCAGUCCCUGACAUUGAGCAAAUCAUCACUGACCCUGUUCAAGCUGUAAAUGACGCUGUUGAUGAAGUAUCCAGUCUGCUCAAUAAAUUUCAAGAAUGUGCACCUGAUUUAAGUGACCCCACGUCUGCUGUUACUUACGCUGCUGAGGAAAUAUCGGAAGCAAAAGAUGGAUUUGUUCGCUAUUUUUCAGAUGAGGAAGGGAACUUCUACCUCAGCUAUGUUGACCCUGUGGUCAUCGGUAGACAAGCUUUCCACUCAACCAAUGAUUUCAUGAGUGGCGUUGUGGGCUCCUUCAGGGAUACGCUGUGUGCUAUUGUGGAUACUGUUUUGGACACUAUAUUGGAUAUAAAUACAGGAAAAACUGACCUUAGCUACAUUGACCCUGUGGUCAUAGGCAGAGGUGUCUUCAGUGUUAUUAAUGAGCUUAUGUGUGGAGUGGUGGGCUACAUCCGGGAUGUGCUCUGUGCCAUCCUGGACACUAUUCUGGAUGUAGUGAAAGGAACCACAGAUAUUAGCUUCAUGGACCCUGUGGUAAUUGGCAGAGAUGCCUUCAGUGUUACUGAUGACACUGUGAGUGGAGUAAUGGGAUACAGCCAGGACGUGCUCUGUGCCAUCUUGGACAAAAUACUGGAUAUAACAAAAGGAAACACUGACGUUAGCUUCAUUGACCCUGUAGUUGUUGGCAGAAAUGUCUUCAGUGUUACUAAUGACUUUGUGAGUGGAAUAGCAGCAUACGUCCAGGGUGUGCUCUGUGCAAUCAUGGAUGUAAUACUGGACACAGCACAAGGCAUCCAGGAUGCUGUGGGAUUCAGCCCAAUGUCAGCUCUGAAGGGAACAGCAGAAAUCAUCACAGAACAGAUAAACAUGCUCGUGAGCUACGUCUCCACAAUGCUGGUCGGCGAACAAGGGAUCAUGCCUGAAGUUUCCCUUGACCCCAUGAAAGUUGUGGAAGAUGCCGUGUUGGAGUUCACAGACAAGAAAGAUUUGUUAUUGGCUUACAUGUCAAGCAUGGUUGUUGGUGAACAAGGUGAACCUGUUGCCACACCGGUUGUAAAUAUAGUAACUGAAAAAGAUGAAACUGUAGCUCCUCCAUCUGAUAUACAUUUAGUAAAAAGGAAAGGUGAAUUUCUGCCACCUUUUGAAAAAGUUCUCAAAGAGGCAAAGGAAAGACAUGCAAUAAAAGAAGUUAAAGAUGCCAUUAUUAAAGACCUCAAAGCUGCAGAAACUGAAAAGGAGGAGAAAAAAGCAAAGGAAACCAAAUAUCAGGAAGCCAUAGAGAUAAAACUAAAAGAAGAAAAGCCAAAGGAGGAGGCCAAACCGCUUGAGAAGAAACCAGAGAAGCCCAAAGAAGAAGAGCCUAAAAAGAAGGAAGAACCAAAGCCUACUGAAGACAAAAAAGAAGCAAAGAAACUGCACAAAGAGGAGGCAGGAGUAAAGAAGGAGAAGGAACAAAUAGCAAAACCUAAAGAAAAGAAACAAGUGUCAAAACCCUCUAAAGAAAAAGGAUUAGAAAAGGAACGACCCAAAGAAGAGAAAGAAGUCAAGAAACUAUCCAAAAAAGAGAAAGAAGUCAGGAAACCACCCAAAGAAAAAGAUGUCAAGAAACCACCCAAAGAAGAGAAAGAAGUCAAGAAACCAUCCAAAAAAGAGGGAGAAGUCAAAAAACCAUCAAAGGAAAAGGCAGAAGUCAAGAAACCAUCAAAAGAAGAGAAAGAAGUGAAGAAACCUUCCAAAGAAGAGAGAGAGGUCAAGAAACUUCCCAAAGAAGAGGCAGAAGUAAAGAAACCAUCCAAAGAAGAAAAAGAAGUCAAGAAACCAUCCAAAAAAGAGGUAGAAGUCAAGAAACCAUCCAAAGAAGAGAAAGAAGUCACAAAACCUCUCAGAGAAGAGAAAGAAGUCGAGAAACCAUCCAAACAAGAGGAUAAAGUCAAGAAACCACCCAAAGAAGAGAAAGAAGUCAAGAAACUUCACAAAGAAGAGGCAGACGUAAGGAAACCAUCCAAACAAGAAAAAGAAGUCAAGAAAUCAUCCAAAGAAGAGGCAGAAGUCAAGAAAUCAUCAAAGGAAAAGGUAGAAGUAAAGACACCUCUCAAAGAAGAGGCCGAAUUAAAGAAACCAUCUAAAGAAGAGAAAGAAGUCAAGAAACUUCCCAAAGAAGAGAAAGAAAUCAAGAAACCUUUCAAAGAAGAGGCAGAAGUAAAGAAACCAUCCAAAGAAGAUAAAGAAGCCAAGGAACUUCCCAAAGAAGAGAAAGAAAUCAGAAAACCAUCCAAAGAAGAGGCAGGAGUCAAGAAACCAUCCAAAGAAGAGAAAGAAGUCAAGAAACUUCCCAAAGAGGAGGCAGAAGUAAAGAAACCUCUCAAAGAAGAGGCAGAAGUAAAGAAACCUCCCAAAGAAGAGAAAGAAAUUAAGAAACCACCCAAAGAAGAGGCAGGAGUCAAGAAACCAUCAAAGGAAAAGGCAGAAGUCAAGAAACCUCUCAAAGAAGAGGCAGAAGUCAAGAAACCAACUAAAGAAGAGAAAGAAGUCAAGAAACCAUCCAAAGAAGAGGUAGAAGCCAAGAAACCCCUCAAAGAAGAGAAAGAAAUCAAGAAACCAUCCAAAGAAGAGAAAGAAGUCAAGAAACCAUCCAAAGAAGAGGCAGAAGUCAAGAAGCCAUCAAAGGAAAAGGCAGAAGUCAAGAAACAUCUCAAAGAAGAGAAAGAAGUCAAGAAACCAUCCAAAGAAGAGGCAGAAGUCAAGAAACCAUCAAAAGCAGGGAAAGAAGUCAAGAAACUAUCUAAAGCAGAGAAAGAAGUCAAGAAACCAUCUAAAGAAGAGAAAGAAGUCAAGAAACUUCCCAAAAAAGUGGCAGAAGUAAAGGAACCUCCCAAAGAAGGGCAAAAAGUGAAGAAACCAUCCAAAGAAGAGGCAGAAGCCAAGAAAUUUCUCAAAGAAGAGAAAGAAGUCAAGAAACCAUCCAAAGAAGAGAGAGACGUCGAGAAACCAUCCAAAGAAGAGGCAGAAGCAGAGAAACCAUCUAAAGAAGAGAAAGAAGUCAAGAAACUUCCCAAAGAAGAGGCAGAAGUAAAGAAACCUCGCAAGGAAGAGAAAGAAGUCAAGCAACCAUCCAAAGACGAGGCAGAAGUCAGAAAACAAUCAAAGGGAAAGGCAGAAGUCAAGAAACCUCCCAAAGAAGAAAAAGAAGUCAAGAAAACAUCCAAAGAAGAGGCAGCCAUCAAAAAACCAUCAAAGGAAAAGGCAGAAGUCAAGAAACCUCCCAAAGAAGAGAAAGAAGUCAAGAAACCAUCCAAAGAAGAGGCAAAAGCCAAGACACCUGCCAAAGAAGAGAAAGAAGUCAAGAAACUUUCCAAAGAAGAGGCAGAAGUAAAGAAACCUCCCAAAGAAGAGAAAGUAUUCAAGAAACUUCCCAAAGAAGAGGCAGAAGUAAAGAAACCUCCCAAAGAAGAGAAAGAAAUCAAGAAACCAUCCAAAGAAGAGGCAGAAGUCAAGAAACCUCCCAAAGAAGAGAAAGAAGUCAAGAAACCAUCCAAAGAAGAGGCAGGAGUCAAGAAACCAUCCAAAGAAGAGGGAGAAGUCAAGAAACCAUCCAAAGAAGAGGUAGAAGUCAAGAAACCACCCAAACAAGAGGAAGAAGUCAAGAAACCAUCCAAAGAAGAGACAGAAGUAAAUAAACCUGCCAAAGAAGAGACAGAAGUCAAGAAACCAUCCAAAGAACAGGUAGAAGUCAAAAAAACAUCAAAGGAAAAGGCAGAAGUCAAAAAACCAUCCAAAGAAAAGGUAGAAGUCAAGAAACCAUCCAAAGAAGAGACAGAAGUAAAUAAACCUGCCAAAGAAGAGACAGAAGUAAAGAAACCUGCCAAAGAAGAGACAGAAGUAAAGAAACCAUCCAAAAAUGGAGAGGUGGAGAAACCAUCCAAAAAAGAGGGAGAAGUCAAGAAACCAUCCAAAGAAAAGAAAGAUGUAAAGAAACCAUCAACAGAUAAGGCAGAAGAAAAGAAACCUCCCAAAGAAGAGAUAGAAGCCAAGAAACAUCAGACAGAAGAGAAAGAAGACAAGAAGCCUCUCAAGGAAGAGAAAGAAGUCAAGAAACCAUCCAAAGAAGAGGCAGAAGUCAAGAAACCAUUAAAGGAAGAGGUAGAAGUCAAGAAACCACCCAAAGAGGAGAAAGAAGUCAAGAAACCAUCAAAAGAAGAGAAAGAAGUCAAGAAACCACCCAAAGAAGCAAAGGAAGCUAAGAAACCUUCCAAAGAAGAGGCAGAAGUAAAGAAACCUCCCAAAGAACAAAAAGAAGUCAAAAAACAAUCAAAAGAAGAAAAAGAAGUCAAGAAACCUCCAUCAGAAGAGAAAGUCAAAAAACCAUCAAAAGAAGAGAAAGAAGUCAAGAAACCUCCAUCAGAAGAGAAAGCCAAGAAGCCUCUCAAAGAAGACGCAGAAAUAAAGAAACCACCCAAAGAGGAGAAAGAUGUAAAGAAACAUCCCAAAGAAGAGAAAGAUGUCACUAAACCUCGCAAAGAAAAGAAAGAAGUCAAGAAACUCCCCAAAGAAGAGAAAGAAGUCACCAAACCUCCCAAAGAAGAGAAGGAAGUAAAGAAACCAUCCAAAGAAGAGAAAGAAGUCACAAAACCUCCCAAAGAAGAGAAAAAAGUCAAGAAACCUUCCAAAGAAGAGGCAGAAGUGGAGAAACUUCCCAAGGAAGAGAAAAAAUCUCUAAAAGAGGAUAAAGAAGAGAAGAAACUUCCUAAAGUGGAGAAAGAAGUAAAGGCACCUUCCAAAGAAGAGGUAAAAGUCGAGAAACCACCUAAAGAAGAGAAAGAGGUCAACAAAACAUCCAAAGAAGACUUAGACUUGAAACCAUCUAUGGAGGAGCAAAAAAUUAUGAAACCAAGUAAAGAAAAAGAGGUUAGGAAGCCCUCUAAAGAGAAGAAAGAAAUGAAGCCUUCCAAGGAAGAUAAAGAAGAAAAGGUGCCCUCAGUGGAGGACAAAGUGGAGAAGCCUUUUAAAGUAAAGAAAGAAGUCAAGAAGACAGUGGAUCCUUCAAAGAAAGAAAUGGAAGACAAGAAGCCUUUGAAGGAUGAGAUAGAAGAAAUAGAAAUGAAGAAGCCUCAUGUUGAGAAAAAAGAAGUUACGAAGACUAUAAAGCAGAAAAAAGACCUGAAGAAGACUUCUGCGGAGGAAAAACCACCCCAAAAAGAGAAAGAAUUAGCAAAAGAAGAAAAAGAACCAAGGAAGCCCUCUAAACAAAAACAAGACCAAGAAAAACCUGCCAUAGAAAAGAAAGAACUCAAGAAGACUCACAAAGAACCUGCCAAGAAGAAAGACACAAAGACAGAUGCUAAAACCCAAAAGACUGUGAGGAGGAUUAAAGUAGUCAAGAAGGAUGUUGUGUCUGUCCUGAAGAAGGAGCAGCUUAAUGUUACAAAAGCAGCUGAUGAACCCAAGAGGGCAGUAAAGGUGCCGAAAGCUGCAAAAAAGCAAAUAGUUCCUGUUCUGAAGAAGGAACAGCUUAAUGUUACAAAAACAGAGGUUCCUGAAGCUCCUAAGGUGAAAGCCAAACCAGAAUCUGCAAAGAAAGUGGCAGCUCCCAAGGAGCCCAAGAAGAAACCAAAGCAAAAAAUAAAACCUAAACCUGUAAAACCAGAAGUUCCAAAGGAAACGGCCAAAGCAGCUCCUGCCAAGAAAGAAGCUGUUGCUCCAAAAGAAAAAGUCAAACCAGUCAUCUUGAAAAAAGAACAAGAAGGCACUCCUAGAAAUGCCUCUCUGGUAAAAGAGAGAGUGAAAAUAGUGCCUAUGAAAAAAGAUGUCAAGGUGCCAAAAGAGAAAGUCAAAACAGUCUCUCCAAAGACAGACGUUCCAAAGGAAAAGGCCAAAGCAGCUCCUGCUAAGAAAGAAGCUGUUGCUCCUAAAGAAAAGGUCAAAUCAGUCAUCUUGAAAAAGGAGGCAGCUGUGGUUUCUAAACAGAAGCCCAAACCUGUUCUAACAAAGAGAGAACCUGCUCCACUCAAGACAAAACCAGCCCCAGUAGUCAAAGAGGCAGAAAUACCACCCAAAAAUGUCUCGCUGACAAAGGAGAAGGUGAAGGUUGCGCCCCUGAAGAAAGUGCCUGCAACUCCAAAAGAGAAAGUCAAACCAACACCAACAAAAAAAGAAGCUGAGGUUCUCAAGAAGAAGAAGGUCGAGCCAGUGACUCCCACAAAAGCACCUGUUAUCAAAGCAAAACCUAGAACUGCUGAAAAGAAGAAAGAAACUGUUGUGAAAGAAAAGGCAAAGGCAAAAACCUCACAGAAAGAACCUGAGGCCAAGCCAGUUCUUGUCAAAACAGCAGCUGAGGUUUUAAAGGAUAAGCUCAAACCAGCUCAUGAAAAGAAAGCUCCUUCUAAAACAGAGGCUGAAACAAAGAAGGAAAAGGUCAAACCAUUCCUAAAAAAGAAAGAGCCCAAAGUAGCAGAGGACAAAGUUAAACCAUCUGUUACAAAAGCAUUAUUGAGGAAACAGACCAAACCAGUCCAUAUAAAGAAAGAACUGGAGACUCCUAAAGAAAAGGACAAACUUGCAACAGUGAAGAAAGCCAUAUUUAGGGAAAAGACCAAACCAGUCCGUGUGAAGAAAGAACCUGAGGUUUUAAAACAAAAGGUCAAACCCACAGCUGCAAAGAAAGAAAAAACAGUUGAGAAGAAGGCAGCCAAAGAAGAGAAAGCUAAAGAGGACAGAGUUCUGAAAGAGAUACAGGAGCCUGCAAAGAAAGAAAAAUCUGUUGAGAAGAAAGUUGCCAAGGAGGAGAAAGUGAAAGCAGAGCCUUCUGUAUCAGACAGCUUUCUUAUGGAAGAUGAGCUGCCCUACUUCCAGUGUUUCUUUGUGGACGAGGACGAGGCCCAGUUUCCGUUCUAUGCCUUCUCGCCGCUGCAGAUUUGAAGCUUCAGUCUGAUCCAGUCUGAGGUUUACAAUUCAGUCAAUUUACUGAUAACGACACAGUCACGUCACACCCUGCGCUGCUGAAACGCAGCCCGCUGUUCACUGUUGGCCUUAGGGAGAACAGCAGAGGAUGAUGGGUGAUUUUACGUGAUGGGCCGAUUUUAUUUUUAUUUCCAGAUUUGGUUGAGCUCUCAUACCAAAUACAUGCAGACAGUGUCAUUCCUUUCCAUUUUUUUUUUUUGUGUGUGUUUAAUUAUUUUGAAGGUGGAUAUUAUGGGAAUAUUUAAAUGGAACAAUAUAGUAUAUUACCUUUGUGGAUCAUUCAUUUUGAUCUUCACAGUAACACGUGCAAAUAAAUAUAACGUUGCAUUUUUUAAAGAAGGAACGUAGAGUAGAAUAUGUUCAACUAUGCUGUAAACAGGGUACAAAAAUGGCCACAAUUGCUGAUUCAAGUCGGACGGUUCAAGUCCGCAUUUACUUGAAUAGUGGUUUGUACAGUAAUGGUACUUACAUUUUGACGCUCAGUCUUCUGUGUAAUUUUAGCUUCAUCGUAUUGUAGAUGACAAUGUUUUCAAUGCACAACUUAUCCUGCUUUUAAAGCCCUUGAAUCAACAAUUGGGCAUUUACAAUGUUUGUGCAUUAUUCCAUGGUCCAUGAUUUUAUUUCGUCAUUUAAAGGAAACCUCACACGUAUCCCUUUAUUUUUUCCCUAAUGGGUACAAACAAGGAAUCAAACCAUAUAUGAAAGGAAAGGAUUGGGUUUUUUUUCUGCCUGUUUCUGUCUACUUGUUAAGUGUAAAAAGGAAUGACCAUGCACUGUAUAUGAGAGCUCCCGAACAUACUGAUGAAACACUACCUUUAAAGUCUUAUUAAACUGUACCAUGUAGACACGUGCAUCAGCUCCUCAUUUUGACAUUGGUGCUAAAAACAGGCAUGCGGUGCUUGCACUGUCAGAAUGAGGUUUGAGUACAUAUUUACUUUUUCUACCAUCAAGUAUCAGAUUUGUUCUACAAUUGGAAACGUGUUUUCCAGCUACUCACUCGUUUUAAUUUGAUGCCACUUGUUUUAGUCAAUGAGAGGGUGGGUAUAAGUAUUUUCUUGCACUGUUAUCAAAGAUGUUUUACUGUUUGGAACAUUAAAAGCACAGUAGGGCACAUGUGAUACAUUUUUUUGUCAGUCAAAAGGGAUGAGUGCUGUGGCUAACGGCAAUUCCUUGAUAGACCAAAAACACCCUGUCGCUACCUUUGGUCAGUGGCUGUUUGUCUGUAUGCACAAACACGAUAUAUUUGAGCAACCUUUUGAACAGGUUUUUAUAAACCAGAAGGGGUCAGAAAAUAUAUAACAGUCUUUGUAUCAUUUAUCUUAUGUUUGUAACAUAUAUAACAUGAUAUUAAUGCAUAUCUUAUUUUAUAACAUCUCAUUAACUGUACUAAUAUGAAAGAUACCAGCAUUCAUAUUACAGCUACAGUAUAUUACGAUAUACCCCGCAUGUGAUGUACAGUAUGGGUUACAUGAUUUCAGAUUGAUUUUGAAUACUGUAAUUGGUCAAAAGUUAAAUCCAAGACGUGUAUUUUAAAUCUCUGAAGAAUCAAGAGAGCUGCAAGAAUCAGCUCCUGUGCAGGUUUAUUUGACAACCUGAAUGUUGUUGUUAACGUGGUGAUGUUGAAAUGAAACAUUUACAUCUGAGAUUGUAUUGGCACAUCAUGUGAUUACACUAUUGGUUGUGUGCAUGUUCGGGCAGAUGAUCUCAGAUGUAAACUGGUACAUUGUUUCAUUGUUUCAGCUUGUACCAGCUGUUGUUUACAUAUGGCUUUAAAUUUUUGCUCCAUAUGCUUCAUAGAAGACAGUUAUUACAGCUUGGGACACUAAUCCCAAAUGUACUCAAAAAUAAAUCCACUUAAUCUUUAUCUUUAUCACUCUUUAUUAGUACAUAGAUGGUACAUGAGACCCUCUCCAGUAACUGUGCUGGAACAGCUGGAGUUUUAUGGUAAUGCUCCACUAUCACUGAUGAAGUUGUUGGUGUUUUGUUCCCAAAGCGUCUUUGAAUAUUUCUGAGUUUAGGGAUUUAAGUAAAGAAGAUAGUGUCGCUGUUAUAAAAGACAUUUUGAUUCAUGAUGAGAAAACAUAAAUAUUUGUUUCAACUUGAAUUGUAUUUAAAGACUCACUUUAACCAGGUAAACGUGCAAUAUAUACAUUUUUGAAUAUCUCAGUGAUCAAAGCACUGUCUUUGUGUCUGAUAGUCCCUUGAGUGCAUGAUGUGUGUGUGUGUGUGUGUGUGUGUGUGUUUUGUUUUAUGCUCUGUUUUUGUGAUAUCUUUUCCCAACUUUGAGAAUGGCAACACUAAAUACUUGAACUUGACACCAAUAAUGGACAUUUGUCUCUUAGUUGUGUUGCUAACAUGAUAUAACCAUUCAUAUUGAGAAUAAUCUCAUUGUAAAUAAUAAAAUAAAUGGACGAAUAGAGUUUUAUCCCAGAAUCAUUACUACUGAAAUUGCAUUUUAACUGCAGUUAAAAUUACAUUAUGUAUUAUUUGUCAAUUACAUCUUCCUUAUGCUUGUGAAUAGUAACAAUUUGACAUUAAAAUAUAGCAAUGCAA